AUGGCCUAUAUUAAAAGAACACCUUAUAAAAAUGAAACUCGUAGUGAUGCACUGGCUAUCAAAGCAGAACUAAGUUUGAGUGAGCCAGAGAACAUACUCUUUUGGGCAAUAGCAUUAACAGCUUUUUAUGGGCUAGCUUGCCUAGGCGAGCUUCUCCUAACAACACAGCAAGAUGGGGAUAAUGUGCCAGUCUUUCGAGCCUUAAGAUUCGAUAAGGCCAACAACUAUAUAUUUGCCACUAUUCAACUAGCAAGAAUCAAAAACUACAAGCUCAAACAAUUAUUAUCUACGGAGGAUGUUGCUGGCUACAGUUUUAGAGCUGGUGGAACAACUGAGCUGGUCAUGUGA
Dentiscutata erythropus is the source of this 348-nucleotide messenger RNA. The record is from the annotation of a GenBank genome assembly. Lineage: Eukaryota; Fungi; Glomeromycota; Glomeromycetes; Diversisporales; Gigasporaceae.